GAAAAGUGACGUCAGUGUGGUUGGUCGGUGACGGCGGAGGAGGGACCAUAGACCCGACUGAUCCCACGUGUGACGGAGCGCUGCAUUCCCGGCUCACUGACACAGUAGCUCCGCUCUAUCCGCCGACCCUAACGCCUGUGUGUAUCCGUCACUCACUGCCUGUAGCUGGGUCAAAACAUGGAAGGGGACGGCAGCCAAGCCACGUCUGGAAGCCCGACUGAACCGCAGCACGACCCGGGGAAAAUGUUUAUCGGUGGCCUCAGCUGGCAAACUUCACCAGAUAGCCUUAGAGAUUAUUUUUGUAAAUUUGGGGAAAUCCGAGAAUGUAUGGUGAUGAGAGACCCAACGACAAAACGUUCCAGGGGCUUUGGCUUCAUCACUUUUGCAGAUGCUGCCAGCGUAGAUAAAGUCUUGGCACUGACGCACCACGAGUUAGAUUCUAAAAUGAUCGAUCCUAAAGUUGCCUUUCCUAGACGUGCUCAGCCCAAGAUGGUCACGAGAACAAAGAAAAUAUUUGUUGGAGGAUUAUCAGCCAACACAGUAAUUGAAGACGUGAAGCAAUAUUUUGAACAGUUUGGCAAGGUAGAGGAUGCCAUGCUAAUGUUUGACAAAACCACCAACCGACAUAGAGGUUUUGGCUUUGUUACAUUUGAAAUUGAGGAUGUGGUGGAGAAAGUCUGCGAGAUCCAUUUUCAUGAAAUCAAUAAUAAAAUGGUAGAAUGCAAAAAGGCCCAGCCUAAAGAAGUGAUGUGUCCCCCGGGGACACGAGGUCGGGCGAGGGGCCUUCCGUACACUGUGGAUGCCUUCAUGCUGGGCAUGGGCAUGCUGAGUUAUCCUAACAUUGUAGCAACAUACGGCAGAGGUUACACUGGAUUUGCCCCAAGCUACAGCUACCAGUUCCCAGGCUUCCCAGCAGCAGCGUACGGUCCGGUGGCAGCGGCAGCAGUAGCGGCGGCGCGUGGCUCAGGUAGGGGGGCCCCUGGAAGAGUCGGCGGCUACAUGGCAUACGGGCAGAACACAGGGGCAGGCUUCCCUGACUAUGGGUUGUAUUCUGCGGCCGGCAGUGACAUGCGGGGAGGGGGCUCCUACUCCCUGGCUGACUACAGCUCCCUGGGGGCCCAGGCGGCUCAGAUCCUGCCCAGUGAUCACGCCAGCUCUUCCUGCAACUCCCCCAACUCCAUCCAGCACCACCUGCACAGCCCGGACCCCUUCAAGAGCCCAGGAAGCAACCAAACCAGGCCUGGAGCCUUCCAUGGGGCCAACAGUCCUGGCCCCGUAGCUGACCUCUAUGGAGGCACCAGUCAGGACUCUGGUGUGGGAAACUACAUCAGCGCCACCAGCCCUCAGCCGGGCUCCGGCUUCAGCCACAGCAUUGCUGUGAUGCCACCCAGCACUAACCACUACAGCCUCCACGCAGUGAGCCUGAGCGGGGGUGGGACCAGAUGAAGAACCGUUUGAAAACAAAAGUCCAGAAGUGGUGAACAGCCUGCGAUGGAGAUCCCUCUGACUGUGUCCGGUAUACUUGUGUUGAGAUUUGCUGGUUUGGAUUUGAAUUAUUUUUCUUUCAUUUUGAUUUGUAAAAGUAUUGUAUUGGACAUUUAAUCAAUAAUGAUAAAUUAUUUUUAAAAUAUUUAAUUAUGAUUAUUUUAAGUGUACGUUUGUUUGUUUAUUUGUUUUGAUUAGCAAGUUAAACUAAAGCAAUGUACUACACCCUUUGUGUGUGUCACUGUGGUUACUUCUUAUCUCUGAGUGAUGAAAGAUUGUCAGUUUACACGUACAAAACGUCUGAUGUGAACAGUGUUGGUUCACGUAUCAAUUAACACAAGACAAACCAAUUACACCUAGUAGCUUUGGUUCUAGCAAUGUGGUCUCGACAUACCCAUUUUAGGCAAUAAGAGGACGACAAUAUUUUCACAGUCCUGUUUUAUAAAUGUUUUUUUGUCUUGAGAAAAUUAAUAUAUACAAAGUUGUGUUUUUAUUUCUGUGUCAAAUUUUGAAAGAAGUGUAUAACUGUACAUGGUGUUUAAGUAAUUAUAGUGGUUUAGUGAGGGACAGGAAGGGAUUACCUGAAGAUAGUCCCAUCAUGCACUGCUGGUUCGCUCCUUACAUGCUCUUUGCUACCUGUGGCUAAUUUGAUACCAGCAUAUUUGUCUACAUUAUGAGCUAUAGAGAGCUGAAGGAAUGAGUCCUUUAACCCAUGAAUGAGUUAGUAUUCUACCAGUUCCGGUUCCCUUGUCUCAAAGUCAACGGUUUUUUGAACAUGUGUUUUGUUUAAUUCCUGAAAUAAGGUCUGCGGUUAACACAAAUUUUAGAGAUUAUCCUGUUUUGUUCUACGACAUAAAAUAUGUCGUUAAAUACUCCAUCCAUGUCCGAAUCUUUUUUGUGUCAUUAAUACAGCGGCUGCUAACAAGUAGCUAAAUAAGCCUACCAAACUUCAUCACGCCAAACAAUGGUCCGCCUUAACUUAGCGUCGGUGACGUGAAGUCAUGUGACCGUGAUGUAUGGUUUAUAGCCUCGUUUAUAGUAACGGUAGCAUUUUACUAUUGUAAAUUGCAUUAACGCUUCGACUACUACGAAAAGUGAAGUAAAUAUAUGAUGAUUAUCCACCUGAACAAAACAUGUUAGUAUCAUAAAUCAUUGUUAGCCACAGAUCUUAUUUUUUGCAAUGUUCCAAAAUCCAAAGGAAAAAUCCCAUUGGCUUGUUUUGUUGUGGCGGCCUUUAUGAUGCUAACUUCCGGGUCAGCCUACAAAACAACAACAUCACUGCACAACUCUAUAGUGCGCACAAUUAUGUCUGUGACACACAACUGACGGACUCUCCUUUAAUUCUCUCUGAAGCUCUGUAGCAUGAAAACAAAUCAAUCCAAAGCACACUUGAUCGUUUUUGGAUUACAAAGAUGAUUUUUAUGUCAUAUGCUGUAAUUGUCUUCACAUGUACGGUGUCACACAAAAGACAAUAUUUCAAGUUUUGCUACUUGUGUUUGUUACGAGGAGGAAGAAGUGCAGCAGAUGAGUGUUGCUUAUUACCUCAGUCCUAUGAGAUUUUCUAACGAUGACAAGAGAACCUAUUUAAAAAUAUGACUGGUCAUUAGAGGUAAGGCUGAGAGCAGAUUUCAUUUGCACAUUUAGUGGACUUUUAUUUAUAACUCAAUUUUGGUCAGCCUAACUUGAAAAUGUAUGGAGUUUUAUUUACUGUUUUUAAAUGUUACAGUUGCUUGCUUAACACUGGUCGAUCCAACAUCAAUUAAAACACACAGAUGUUCAUACACGCAUUACAAAAAAUGUAAAGAAAAAUAGGAAUGUUGUCUGUAAUUUCAUGUAAAUAAGGAUUUGCUAUAACUAAAGAAUCAAUCUUUUUUUAAGUUUUAAAUUGAUAUGAAUUGAUAAAUGUACGCGGUUUUCUUCCCUCUGUGCUAAUACAAAUAUUUUACAAAUUACUUUUACAAACUGGGGAGCUGAAUGCUGGACUGUUUCUAUAAUGCAGUAAUAAUCAGAAAACAAAAAAACAAAUGUGUAAGUUGUUAAUUAAAAAAAGAAACAUGUA
Messenger RNA from Trematomus bernacchii (emerald rockcod), 3544 nucleotides. Its product is annotated as RNA-binding protein Musashi homolog 2-like. The transcript has 14 exons. The coding region runs from base 178 to 1446 and encodes 422 amino acids. Gene Ontology annotation, molecular function: RNA binding. The record is from RefSeq and is a predicted model, not a curated record. NCBI's taxonomy places the organism in Eukaryota, Metazoa, Chordata, Actinopteri, Perciformes, Nototheniidae. Gene Ontology annotation, cellular component: cytoplasm.